GCGCCCCGCCAUCUGGGGGGCAUGUCUUACAAACCAAACUUGACCGCACACAUGCCCGCUGUCUCCCUCAAUGCCACUGGGAGUGUCCACCCGCCUUCCACCAACAUGGCGAUGUCCUCCCAGUACUGCCAGCUGCUGAGUGACUACAGACCACCAUCUCUAGGCUACCCUCAGGGAACAGGGAACAGCCAAGUGCCCCAGAGCAAAUAUGCUGAGCUGCUGGCCAUCAUCAAAGAGCUGGGGAAGGAGAUCCGACCCACUUACACGGGCAGCAAGAGCGUGAUGGAGAGACUAAAAGGAGGCCUCAUCCACACGAGAGGGCUGGUUCGGGAGUGCUUGGCCGAGACAGAGCAGAAUGCCAGGUCCUAG
Myotis brandtii (Brandt's bat) is the source of this 369-nucleotide messenger RNA. Its product is annotated as cyclin-dependent kinase 2-associated protein 1. Lineage: Eukaryota; Metazoa; Chordata; Mammalia; Chiroptera; Vespertilionidae. The record is from RefSeq and is a predicted model, not a curated record. The transcript has a single exon. Gene Ontology annotation, cellular component: cytoplasm; nucleus. Bases 22 to 369 code for a protein of 115 amino acids.